Molecule: messenger RNA, 792 nt
Organism: Lampris incognitus (smalleye Pacific opah)
Lineage: Eukaryota; Metazoa; Chordata; Actinopteri; Lampriformes; Lampridae
Exons: 6
Source: RefSeq, a predicted model, not a curated record
GUACGCGUGUCAGAUCGCAGGAUGCACCAAGCGCUACACGGACCCCAGCUCCCUGCGCAAACACACGUCAAAGCCCACUCAGCCAAGGGCCUCCAGGAGAGAGAGACCAAGGUUCCUGUACAUUGCAUGCCAGACUCCGAGACCUUGAGCGAUUGCCUGGCGAGGCAGCAUCUCCACAUCGCCGCCGCCGUGCAGAGCUGUCCCAGCGGACACGGGGACAACAUGUCCCCUGUGCCAGACCCGGACCACUUUGCAGGCAUAAACUUCGGCACCAGCACCGUCCAUAAGAGAGUGAGUUCGGAGUUCCUCCCCGCGGCUCUGGAGCCCUGCUCCAGCAGGUACGCUGGCUUGGAGGAGGACCUCGGCGCCAACAGUCCUCUUUCUUCUGUGACGAGCCAGGGGGGCAUGAGAGACGGGGACAGACGGGCGUCCUCGUACAUGGCCGCCAACGUCAGCCCAGUGGGAUCGUCCAUCGACUGCCCCCCCGACAGCGAGGAGGCCAUCCGGGCACACGGCUACCACAAAGUCUUCAGCCAGCACCAGCAGCUACUGUCCGACAACCACGGUUGUCUCUAUGGAGAUGGAAAAAUGGUCCCCCCAGCAGCCGACGGAGGCUUCGAGCUGAGCAGCUAUCUGACAAACCCCUCCGCACCUCACUCCGCAGGGUUUGACUUGUUGCAAGACCUCCAGGGCCAGGCCGGAGGGGGUUACGCCAUCUCCCCUUGUCCAGAUGAAAGUUUCCUCUUCCAGGCAGGAGGGGUUGACCGCUGCCUGAGCCAGAUCUACUCCAUC